Messenger RNA from Oryza brachyantha (malo sina), 726 nucleotides. RefSeq names its product H/ACA ribonucleoprotein complex subunit 2-like protein. Bases 44 to 496 code for a protein of 150 amino acids. The transcript is spliced from 4 exons. Gene Ontology annotation, biological process: snRNA pseudouridine synthesis; rRNA pseudouridine synthesis. The record is from RefSeq and is a predicted model, not a curated record. NCBI's taxonomy places the organism in Eukaryota, Viridiplantae, Streptophyta, Magnoliopsida, Poales, Poaceae. Gene Ontology annotation, cellular component: box H/ACA snoRNP complex; nucleolus. Gene Ontology annotation, molecular function: box H/ACA snoRNA binding.
CCCUAGCCGCCGCUCGAGCUCGAGGAGGAGGAGGAGGAGGAGGAUGGGGAGCGACACGGAGGCGGAGAAGAAGAAGGCGCCGGUGGCGCUGGCACCCAUCGCGAAGCCGCUCGCCGGCAAGAAGCUUUGCAAGAGGACCCUCAAGCUCGUCCGCCGAGCCUCCGACGCCAAGUGCUUGAAGCGAGGGGUCAAGGAGGUCGUCAAGAGCAUCCGCCGCGGCCAAAAAGGGUUGUGCGUCAUUGCAGGCAACAUUUCUCCCAUUGAUGUGAUAACACACGUCCCCAUACUCUGCGAAGAAGCCAAUAUCCCUUAUGUAUAUGUUCCAUCGAAAGAGGAUCUUGCAACGGCUGGGACCACUAAGAGACCUACCUGUUGUGUAUUAGUUCUCACCAAGCCAGCCAAGGGCGAGCUUGAGGAAGAGAUCAAGGAGAAACUUAAGACCGACUAUGACCAAGUUCUUGCUGAAGUUGCUGAGGUCACAUCUUCAAUGUUCUGAAGUUCCUGCUUGUACUUGUAGCUACAAAAUCAGAACCGUCAUCCACUUCCAGCACACAGCCCUAUGUACGAUGUCAACAUAGCAUCAAUCUAUGGUGGAUGUUUUCAAGGGACUGUAGGAGACAGUUCCUCUGCUAGAUUAUCUAUUGGAUGUUGUCUUUUUUGACUAAUUGAUUCCCUGCCCGGAUCAGAUAUAAUUAGCAUCUCUCUAUAAACCGUUUUGUGCGAGAC